AUGGAAGGUGAAGACUCCUACUCCAUUUCCCAGGAAACCAUCAGCCGCCUUUCGCCUGCCGACCAGCGCGGCCUCCAAGAAUUCAUUCAGGCUGAGAACCAAAAGAAUCAGGUGCAAGCUGAUCCGCUGUUCGACUUCCCUGGUCGUUGCUUGUCGCGCACCGACCGCACACUUCCUGUCAACCCGAUGAAGUGCGUUACUUCCAUAUCGGGGGGCGGCCUGGUCACCAAAGAACAAGGCUGCAUGCAGAGUUGCGUCGAUCGAUUCAUGGACUCCAAUCUAGCUGUGUUGAAGCACUUGGAACAAUUGCGCGCAAGCCAGUGA
Cyphellophora europaea CBS 101466 is the source of this 324-nucleotide messenger RNA. RefSeq lists its product as uncharacterized. The record is from RefSeq and is a predicted model, not a curated record. The coding region runs from base 1 to 324 and encodes 107 amino acids. The transcript has 3 exons. Lineage: Eukaryota; Fungi; Ascomycota; Eurotiomycetes; Chaetothyriales; Cyphellophoraceae.